Molecule: messenger RNA, 1500 nt
Organism: Siniperca chuatsi (mandarin fish)
Lineage: Eukaryota; Metazoa; Chordata; Actinopteri; Centrarchiformes; Sinipercidae
Product: transmembrane emp24 domain-containing protein 1-like
Exons: 4
Coding region: 215-967 (250 amino acids)
Biological process (GO): intracellular protein transport; Golgi organization; endoplasmic reticulum to Golgi vesicle-mediated transport
Cellular component (GO): endoplasmic reticulum-Golgi intermediate compartment; endoplasmic reticulum; COPII-coated ER to Golgi transport vesicle
Source: RefSeq, a predicted model, not a curated record
UUCACACUCCAGGUAUCAUCAGGCUCUUAUUGCACCUUGUCACCCCUCCUUAGUUUUGCAUGUGGCUGCAGUCCAGACUACAGAGUGCUAUCGGUCGACACAGGUGGUGGCUCCACUCAUUCAGCUUUGAUCAAGGAACCUGUUGCUGUCAGGCUAUUUUCCAACCAUCGAAGUAUGAGAGUAAGCAAUUACAGAUUUACAGUAUAAGUGCUUUAUGUGCUUGUGUAACAUAGUUGCUCAGAGUUGGUGGAAGUGGAAUAAAUGGACUAUGCACUGCGGGGGGAGGAUGAUGAAUGUGUCUGCAGAGCUCUGUUUGCUGGCAUGUUUACUUCUGACUGUAGGCUUGACUUUGGGUUUGGGGCCAAACCAAAACAUGGAAUUUACAUUUCUAUUACCUGCUGGCACCACAGAGUGUUUUUACCAAACCACCGCAAGGAAUGACAAUAUGGAAGUUGGAUACCAGGUGAUAGCUGGGUCAGGUCUGGAUGUUGGCUUUGCCCUCAUCUCACCCAGUGGACACAAGCUGGUCUCUGACUUCAGGAGAUCUGAUGGCAUUCACAUGGUGGAGCCCACAGAGGAUGGAGACUACCGGUUGUGUUUUGACAACAGCUUCAGUAAACUGUCAAAGAAGAUGGUGUUCUUUGAGGUGAUCAUUAAUAGUGAGAGCAGCGCAGGUAGAGUCCGAGAUGAGUGGGCGGACGUGGCCACGCCAGAGAGCAUGGUGGAGUAUAAACUGGAGGACAUCAGGGCGAGGAUGGACUCUGUGUACCGGCACCUGGAGAGGAGCCGUCAGGCUCAGACUGUGCUGCGGGCCUUUGAGGCGAGGGACCGCUACCUUCUGGAGGACAACCUGUGGCGGGUGUCCUUCUGGUCCUGCCUCAACCUCUUUGUCAUGCUCACCGUUGCUGUCACUCAAAUCUACACCCUGCGACGGCUCUUUGAUGACACCAAGCGGGUCUGCACAUAGUCACAACAAAACUGUUUCAUUAACCUCCAGCCAAGAGAGUGCAGAACCUGCAUGUGCUCACACUUGAAAGUUUGACCCCAAACCCUUAACUGACAUGUGCCUUGUGAGCUGAAUUAAAAUGCACUCACUACUCACUUUUUGAAAACUGAUUCAUCAUGCACUGAGAACUUUUUUUUAUUGCAGUCAAAAAGUGCUUGCUUUGAUGUUUUGUGAAAUUGUGAAUUCCAGUCACAUCAACUUCUGAAAAUCACAUUUACAGCAGCCUACUGUAAUAUGCACACACACCGAGACACCUGCUGUAUUUAUAAAUAAAUACACACACACACAAAAUACUUGCAGCACUGAUCUUUCUUAAUGUCAUUGGGGAAGCUAGAAAACCACAGCUGUUGUCACUGGAAUGUUGUUUUAUUGAAUUUCAGAUACCGCAUUUCACAUUUAUCAAACCAAUAGCCAAAACAAGCCUCAAGCGGUUUAAAAAAAAUCAUCUAAAAUCUUUACUGUGAUAAAAAGAUGUAUUCACACAGUCAUAAAAG